CCCAGCCGCAAGUCCCUGUUUCUCUAAAAACCCAACCCCCAAGUGUCUGUCCUUUCGCCUCAAUGGACAAUAUUCCCGGAGCCGUACCUCAUAAUACUGUCCUAUUCCUAAAUCCUAGUACAAAGAGAUAAACAGUGUAGAAACCCCAUCUUCUCCAUAUUCUUGAGUCUCUCGAUAGUGUGCUUGUGCCCACGCCCACGCCCACGCCCAAAAUGGGGUUCAGAAGUUCCUCAAGAUGGCCUCUCUUUCCUCACCCUCUUCACCACCGUCGCUUUUCUCGUGUUUUUCCCGCUCACCGCUUCUUUACUUCUUUUCGAAGGAGCUUUCGAAUCGGUGGAGCUUCCAUUAAUGGCGGCACCAACGUUGAAGAUAAUCCCUUUUUUAUACCUGGUGCAACUUUGGCUACUCUUGUGAUGCUGGGUCUUCUUCAUGCUCGUCACCUUUAUGAGGACAAGAAGAUGGAGGAAGCAAGGCAGAAGGGAAUAGAGUUGGAGUUUCAACCUGAUGCUAAAGCUGCAUUCUUGAGGUUGCUACCGUUGCGGUCUAUUUCACGCGCUUGGGGUUUCAUUACGAGUGUGGAAAUUCCUGUUUGGCUUCGCCCUUAUGUGUAUCGUGGCUGGGCUCGUGCUUUCCAUUCAAAUCUGGAAGAAGUUGCUCUACCACUGGAUGAAUAUGCUUCUUUACAGGAUUUCUUUGUUCGCACCCUCAAAGAAGGUUAUAGGCCAAUCGACCCUGAUCCUUAUAGUCUGGCCAGUCCUGUUGAUGGUAUAGUGUUGAGAUUUGGUGAGCUAAAUAAGCCUGGAGCUAUGAUUGAGCAAGUCAAGGGAUUCUCCUAUUCUGUUUCUUCUCUUCUUGGGGAAAAUUCAUUAUUCCCUCUGGUUGCCUUGGAGGAUGUCAAUAAAAAACAACGUGAACAGUCACAAAUGAGAAUAGAAGAGAGCAAAAGAUCAUGGUGGACAAUAUCCUGGUCAUCACCCAAAGUGAGAAUACCCAACUCAUUACGCCCAAUGAAGGGAACAUUUUACUGUGUGAUAUAUCUAUGUCCUGGCGAUUACCAUCGAGUGCAUUCCCCAGUGGAUUGGCAUGUUUCUCAUCGUCGCCAUUUUUCAGGCCGCCUUUUCCCUACAAAUGAACGAGCUACAAGAACAAUAAGAAAUCUUUAUGUUGAGAAUGAAAGGGUUGUGCUUGAAGGGCGGUGGUUGGAGGGAUAUAUGGCAAUGGCAGCAGUUGGAGCAACUAAUGUUGGAUCUAUACAGCUUUCCAUCGAACCAGAGCUCAAGACGAACAGGCCCAGAAAGAGUUUGAUGCACUCUGAGCCUCAAAAUGAGCGUGAAUACGAACCCGAAGGCACUGGUGUACUGAUCAAGAAGGGGGAGGAGGUAGCAGCAUUUAAAAUGGGAUCAACUGUAGUUCUUGUUUUCCAAGCUCCUGUAGGCACUUCAGAUGUUAAUAAUGGUGAUGCUUCUGGUUUUGAAUUUUGCAUAAAAAGGGGGUCCAAGAUUAAAGUGGGAGAAGCUUUGGGGAGACGGAAGAGUUGAUAGAAAGCAUUUAUAUUUUUCUUGGAAGCAAUUAAACUUUAUUUUUUUUGCUCCUAAACUUAUUUUUUGGCCAAGUUAUUUGUUUAUUUUACCAUGAUUUUAAACUUCACUUUUUUGGAUCCUUUGGAAGGUGGUAAAUAUAGAAGUUGGUUGUUUUC
Molecule: messenger RNA, 1696 nt
Organism: Amborella trichopoda
Lineage: Eukaryota; Viridiplantae; Streptophyta; Magnoliopsida; Amborellales; Amborellaceae
Gene: PSD1
Product: phosphatidylserine decarboxylase 1
Biological process (GO): phosphatidylethanolamine biosynthetic process
Cellular component (GO): mitochondrion
Molecular function (GO): phosphatidylserine decarboxylase activity
Source: RefSeq, a predicted model, not a curated record